UCUGUUUACAAAAUAUUCUCUCUCUUCCGAGCGGAAGUGAUGGGAAAAAGUAGGCUUGUGGCUGUGAACCAGUAGCAACAGCAUUUGCAGACCGUAAUUGGUGGCAGGGCACAGGCUACACACAAAUCACUGCGUCGUCGUCAAAAGUCAAAGCAGCAAAAACGCAGUAUCGUUCACUGCAAAGCGUGGGCCCCUCAUCGACACAAUUCCCCCUAAAAAAUACGGACCACAGUUCAGGACGUCCGGGCUUCGUAAUAAAAAAGAUGAGCAGUGAUGAAGAGAUCGGUGAAUUGAAAGUUGUGUACGAUUUCAUUGCACAGGGCAAAUUCAAGAAGGCUUUUGCCAGUGCCACGAAAGUUCUCGACCAGCGGUCGCCCCCGUCGCCGGCGGCCGAAGAGGAAGAUCCGCUGCGGGAACUGUUUCUGUUCAUCGUGACCAAGCACGCGGAGCAGCUGGAGCAGGAAGGCAAAAUCGAACAAGUGUUUGAAAUCAUCGAGCAAGGAUUGGAAUACUUCCCCGAGCAUCCGGAGCUGCUGAACGAGACGGGUGUGCGGUUGCAAAGAUAUGGCCGCUCGUUGGAGGCUUCCAUCUGCUUCGAACGUGUACUGUUGCAGGACUCCCGUUACCUGAAAGCCUACCAAAAUCUGCAGAACACGAAGUGCGAACUCGUGGAACGAUGGCACUUCCGCAUGCUGAACGACGUUGUGCGCAAUGCAGCGUUUCGUGCCGCGAUCGAAAGUCAGAUCGCCGAAGGAUACAACGAAGUGCUGGACAUCGGUACCGGCACUGGUUUACUUUCGAUGUACGCAUUGCAAUGCGAUGGCAUCCGCAAGGCAGCAGCUUGCGAUGGGUCGGAAAUUAUGGUGCAGAUCGCACGGGACGUAUUCGGUGCUAAUGGGCUUAGCGAUCGGAUCUGUCUGUUUCAGAGCUACUCGCAGGAUUUGAAAAUCGGCGAACGGUUCUCGCUGAUAGUGACCGAAACGCUUGAUUCCGGUGCGUUCGGCGAGGGAAUUCUGGAAACGUUAAUUCACGCCAAACGGCAUCUGCUGCUACCGGAGGGGAAAAUCAUUCCGGCCAAGGUCACGCUGUACGCGUCCGGAUAUCAAUCGCGCGCCUUAACAGCAAGCAAUAUUUUAAUCAACGAAGCUUUUAUAGAGGAUUUCUCAUUGCCCAGCAAUUGUUUGCUUUCGAAGGAAGGUACAAAGUGUUACGAUGCGGAGGAUAUUGGGCGCAUUCAGGCAAACGAUGAUUUUGAGUUCGUGACCGAUACCGUCGUCUCUUUGGUGGUGGAUUUUAACGAUCUUGAUAGCCUGGUACGCUAUCAGGAUGGUACGGAAGUGGGCGAAGUGGAACUGACCUGUCUGGACGAUGGUCUACUGCUGGAUGGUUUUGUUGUAUGGUUCGAUCUGCAGCUUGAUGAGAACCAAGCCAUCAGUACGGAUCCGACCACCAGCACGUGCUGGAAUCAGGCGAUCUUUCGAUUAAACCAGCGCCUUCCGGUUGCGAAGGAGCAACGUUUGAAGCUGACGAUGUCCUGCAAGGAUGGUGCACUCUCCAUUGCCCACAAUCUCAACUCGGUGGAAAACCAGAUCAGUGUGCACGAACACGUGCUGGAGUUUCUCAACGAUAAUGAGUACUACAACAGCUUAACGGAGGCUACCGAAGCGCUCGACGAUAUGGAAAAGGUGCUUGAUCUGUCACUCUUUCCCUACGCUGGCUUGAAGCUUUUGAAAGAGGGCAAAGCCCGAAUGCUGUUCUGUCUCGAUCAGGCGGAAGAUUUGAUUGAGUUUGUUGCAAAUCAAAAUGACAUUCCAAUGGGUAGCAUCAUGCUAGUCAACUCACUCCAGGAGAUAUUUCUGCUGAACGAUUAUACGCUCGAUCUGAUCAUUCUGCAACCGGUGGACGUUUUCGGACAGAUAAACAGUGAGCACUUCUGCCUUUACCAAUCGUUACUGGCGAAGCUAAAACCGAUCGGUACGGUUAUACCAUCGUCGCUAGAGCUGCACGGCAGCGUUAUCGAAUCGGAUUGGAUCGUUAAAUGUAGCCGCGUCGAAAAUCCAGAACUGGAACAGUUUCAGAUCGAUAAGUAUCUCGCUUCACUGGAAACGGAAAACCAUCUAGACCUGGGCCCAUUUUCCUACCGAAACCUUUCCCCUACGAUUAAGCUAGCGGACGUGCAGUUCGAUGGAAAGCUGCACGAAACUGCAUUGGAAUUGGGGCUUGCCGAACCGACCGAUCCGAAACGGGUGCAUGCCAUACUGUACCACUACCAAAUCGGGUUUACACCUGAGCGACCAUUACUCGAUACGGAUCGUGCUCAGUCCUUCGCAAAGCGAUCCGCCUUUAUCAUUCCUAAAUCUACAUUCCACGGACCGUCCGGAGAAACCGACGAGCCGACUGCUGAUCAUGCACAGAUUGAGCGGCUCUACAUUACCGUACUUCAAAAUCAUGGAGUCAUUAAAUGUGAUAUUGCUUCCGUUGGACAGUAAUGCAAACACAAUGGUCUGCCAGGCAAUGGUCGCCUACUGCAAUGUACCAUUCACAAUUCUUACUAGCAAUUCCUAGCCACGUGUGAAGCAACCAAUAACCUCUGAUUAUUACACCCACCCACUAUAGAUGAAAGGAAAUCACAGGAGAACUGGGAUACUGAGAUGGAUUUUAACGUAGUAACUUAGCUUUAGCAGUGCAGUAUUAGCAAACCACACGUAGCAAUCGUACAUAGUAUGCAUUCCCGUUGAAGCAAAAGCAAUGUAACCCAUCAUUCACUCUGUGAGUAUGACACAUCAAAUAAUGUACGGAACAAAUCUAAAAUACAUACCAAUCAUAGUGAGAGCAAUCUUAGUAGUGCGUUUUAGUGCAUCAGUCAAUGGACAAGAAGAGUAACGAAAAACCUCGUCACAUCGCACCCACCCUAUGGGAAGGAACAGAAUUAGGCGUAGUAUAGCAUGGAUAGCAAAAGCAAUACAAGCAAGUAGAAUAAUAUUCUCACGAUAUCCCGCACGCACCAUGAACCAGUGGAGAGAAAAAAAAACUAUCAUCAACAACAAAUUGUGAUUGGAUGUUUGCAAAUACACAUAUCAGCAUUAACCGUUGAUACGAUAGUGUGUUCCGAUGCGCAAUUGCUGUAAUUUCGAUUAAAUGUACCAGUUUUAGCAACACAAUAAAAUAGGAUCAUUUCAGUCAAUGUGA
This is a messenger RNA of Anopheles moucheti, 3189 nucleotides long. Its product is annotated as protein arginine N-methyltransferase 9-like. Gene Ontology annotation, molecular function: protein binding; protein-arginine omega-N monomethyltransferase activity. Lineage: Eukaryota; Metazoa; Arthropoda; Insecta; Diptera; Culicidae. The transcript is spliced from 2 exons. Bases 264 to 2489 code for a protein of 741 amino acids. The record is from RefSeq and is a predicted model, not a curated record. Gene Ontology annotation, biological process: peptidyl-arginine methylation.